CACACAUUCUCGCUUUAAUUUAUGUCCCUCCCCUAUGCAUUGCACUACCUAACGCCACCUUGUGACAGAUAUAACUUACAUUGUAACACCAACCCUAAUAUAUUGGUUGCACAACCAACCAACAUGACGAGCUCAAUCUUCUCUGAGAUGGAUUGGGACGAAGGGAUUGCGAUGCCCGUCGCUAAUAAUGAGAAUAAACUAAUGGAAGAUGAGUUGCUACGAAUGCAGAAGGAGAUCUCACUUUACAGCGGCGACGUGGCGGAUCAUGACGAUAGAAUCCAUAACAUGAGUCAACAUUUAAAGAACGUUCGGCAAGAACUCACUCAUAACUUGGAGUUAAUCAACGCACACACAAGGGAACUUGAGACAGAGGAACAUUUGAACUCGAUCGCGGAGCGUGAAAAUGGGAGGUUGAAUCAAGAGAUGUUGAGGUUGGAUAAAGACCUUCAUAAGAUGAGGGAGAAGAGAAAUAACUUUGAGAACAAGAUCUUCAUUCAAAGUCAACAACUUGAGGAGUUUAAGUCCCAGAUGAAUUGGGAUCAACAAGCAUUAGAAGCUUGGUUGGAGGAGUCAGCACGAAGAGAUGAAGACGCAAUUACUCUGCAGAAAUAUUCAACCCAAGAUCAGUCAAAGUCAAAGGAGUUAGCGUUGUUGAUGGGUCACCUCACUGAGGAAGCGCAGAAGAAACGUAAAUAUUUGGAUCAUGAAACGACCGAGACAUUGACAGCGCAGAUUGAGUUGGAUAAAACAGCUGAAGAAUUCCGCAAAGCACACGCCGAUCGUCAGCGAUUGAUCGCGCAGUGGGAAGUUACUAUUGAACAAAUGCAAAGGAGGGAUAGGGAGAUGGACCAAGCUGCUCUGGGAUUGGCCAAAGUAAAGGAAGAGGUUCGGCAGCGAGAGCAAGUUAUUAAAGAGAAACAAUCCUUCCUUGAAAGUGAGGUUGAAAACAACCAGGAAAUGGAAAAGAAGAUUUCCCUCGAGGAAAGAUACGCCGCUAAGUUGAGGAUUGAUCUACAAGCACAUGAGAAUGCAAGGACCCAACUACAAGAUGAGCUUGACACGUUGAAAUACACGGUUGAACGAACAGCAUCGGACUUGGAGACGAUGAAGACGAACGUUGCGCAACUUAGGAAGGAAAUCAUCAACAAACAAGAUAAGUUACAACAAGCGAGCAUCACCCGGAGCGAACUCCAGGACAAAGUUGAAGCAGCAGGUAGAGGUGCGUUGUCGGCCGAGCAGAGAGCUGAGCUUGCCGCACAAGCUUUGAUGGAGGAAGAAGAAAACGUGAAGAAUUUGGAUCGAGAGUUGACGAGGAUGAGGGAGAUUCAGUUCAAGAAGAAACAAGAAUUGUUCGAAAUUUCAACAAAAGAGAAAAACCUCGCUGCGGAGAUCCAGGGAAGCCGAGCAGCGAACCGGAACCUGUCGUCACGCUUGAAGAAACUCGACCAACAAUCGAUCAAACAACAAGAAAUCAUUUAUAACCAGGACUUCACAGUUCAACAAUUAGAGCGACGACUUGCGCAUAUGCAAGGUGACGUAAACACCGAAGAGAGGAAGGAACUGGAAGCGAAGAUUGAACAACUUACUAAAACUUUGGAUGAAAAGACUGCGGUUCAUACGCUGCUUACCACACAACUUAAGAGGUUGCAGGACGACAUUCGACGACAGAAACGCGAUAUGGAACAUUCUGGAUCGGAGAAAGCCGACUUGACGUCAAAGAUUGAAGAACUCGACCUCCAUAAUGAAAUAUCGGCCAAGCAACUUAAGAAUAUUAUCACCAAGAAACAAGACAGCAUGGUCGAGGACAAUAUUCUUAAACUUGAGAUCAAACGGAUACAAGACGCCCUGCAUAGAAGAGCUGAUGAGGUUCUUAGUUUGGAGAAAAGACAUUUGCAACUAUCCACAGCCAUGAAAGAGCGAAAACAAGAGAUCUCGGUUCACAGCGAUAUGUUGUUCAGCCAAGUUAAGGCAGCGGAGGAAGAGAGACAGACGGUCAAUGCUGAGUUGCAUCAGAGGACCGAGAAGAUUGAAAAACUAAGGAAAAGAUACGAAAUCUUGAUGGUGUCAAUGGCGCCACCCGAGGGCGAGGAGGAUAAAUCACAAGCUUAUUACGUCAUAAAGGCCGCUCAAGAAAAGGAGGAAUUGCAACGGGAGGGCGAUGAGUUGGACGCCCGUAUUAGGAAAGCCGAGAAGGAAAUACGAGCGUUGGAAAAUACGCUGAGGUUGAUGAACAGCAGGAAUGAAACUUAUAGAAAGUCCUUUAAUAAGGUGUCGGAAACAAGCGAGGAGUACGAGAUGAAAAACCAACUCGACGAACAACUACGAUCCGUCAUGGAUAAAUAUAAAUAUAAACGGAGACAGAUAAGGGAGUUACAGGAAGAUUUACAGACGAUGAGCAGCGCCAUGGACACAUCCCUCCGGGACGAGACAGCUUACAUGGAGAUGGUUCAAGACAGGAAAGCAAAGAUUCUUCAAAUAAGGAAAGAGAUCGAUGAACAAAAGGAGAAACUUGAACGAGUUCAGAAACAGGUUGCACGCUCUGCACGUGAAGCACGUGUCACUAGAGGCAGCAAAGUUCCACUGCUUGAAGAACGAGACAUGGACCUGCGAGAAAUUCGAAGCCGGAAUAAAAAGAUCGCGGAGAAAAUAUCGGAAGUUAUCCAACUUUUCCCAGACAUCGCUGACGCAGCUGAAUCUUACUUCAUACAAGUCGGACUCCCACCCCCCUCAGCGAACCCACAGUCUCGAUCGAGCUCCAAAUCGGGGUCGGUUCGUUCCAGCGCUCGUAGUUCACCCAGAAGUUCGGUUUCCUCAGCAAGGUCUGUCACGAGUCCGAAGGCUGUUGAUUUGGGCCUCGGGCUUCAAUUGACGUCCCCGCCGGGAUCACGUCCUCUAAGUGCCGCCAGCUCAAGAAGUAGCGCCCGAUCAUCGCGAAAAUAAAAUGCUCACUCGCGCAAUGAUUAUUACACGACGGCGUUACGUCAAACUUGGGAUAUUUAACCUUUAUCUUGGGAUAUUUAACGCAUAUUUAGUUCAUUUUCAUUAAGUUUUGCUGCGUGUUUUAGAAACCACCGCACAAAUAAAAUACUGUGUGGAAUUUUUUCGCUAAGCGCAUUUGCUUCUUUGUGCGCACGACGUUUAUCGAUCUGGGGAAUUCAGUAUAGCAGGUGUCCUUAACAUUUGUUGGAUUGAAUACGUAAUCUCUACACAUGAAA
Molecule: messenger RNA, 3215 nt
Organism: Ciona intestinalis (vase tunicate)
Lineage: Eukaryota; Metazoa; Chordata; Ascidiacea; Phlebobranchia; Cionidae
Source: RefSeq, a predicted model, not a curated record